AUGGUAGCUGAACAUUCCAAUCAUGACUUUGUACCAUCAAAAAUAAUAAAAUUGGAAGAAUUCUUUGAAAUUCAAUUGAAAGUAUUCAAACUCAUUGGAUUGAAUAUAAUUCCAUUGGAAUUGACAUCAAUUCGAGCUAGAAUACUAGAUAAAUUAAUGAGAUGGUAUUUUUACUUGUGCAUCAUUGGAUUUGUGCUGUUGAUUCUUCAAUUUGGUAUUCAACUAGUGAUUGACAUAAAGAAGUUUGAAGUUGUUGUCAAUAUUCUACCGAAUAUUAUAUUAUUUCCAUACAACUGCUCAAAAGGAAUAUUCUUCUUCAUCAAUCGCGAUAAGAUUCUGAAAAUAUUGGACAAAUUAAGGAUCUCAUUCCCUGCAACUGAAGUUGAUCAGCAAACCUUUAAACUUGAAAAACAUUUAAAAUCCUUCAGUAUGAUUUACAAAGUCUACAUGCUCUUUUAUUACAUAGACAUCUCAUCAGCAAUGUCUGGAGUGCUUCAUCUACUCAUUUUUAAGGAUAUUCGAAAAUUACCCAUUGACAUUUGGUUCCCAUACGACUACACAGCAAACAAUCGAAUUUUUAUUCAAACUUUAUUUUGGGGAGUUUGGUCAAUUUCAAAUGCUUGCGUUAAUGUGAUUGCUGCUGACUUUUUCAUAUUCGCGACGGUUUUUGUUCUGUCAAUUGAAUUUAAAGUUGUUGGUGAAAAUCUUAAAAAUGCAAUAAUUGAGAGUCAAAUUUCAAGAUUGUACAAAUUGAUUGUAAAGCAUCAGGAUUUAAUUGAAGUCAGUGACGAAGUUCGGACAUUGUUUUGCUUUAUUUUCUCAUACACAUUACUACAAGCAGCCGUUGCAAUAAGUUCUUGUGGAUUUUUACUUUUGACAGCUCCAAACUUUGCAGAUUUAAUGUACUCAAUAUCUUUUACAGCCUGCUCGUUAAGUCAAGUCUUUUUGUACUGUUAUUUUGGUGAGAAAUUGAUUAGAGCAAGUCAAGAUGCUGGACAUAGUAUUUUAGACUCAAAUUGUGUAAUUUUGAUAAUCGAGAGUAGCAGAUCUACAAACUGGACAUUUCAAAUGGCAACCGAUCAGAACUUAACACAAAAAACAAUAAAAUUAGAAGAUUUUUUCGAGCUUCAAUUAAAAAUCUUUAAAAUUCUUGGAUUAAAUGUUAUUCCAGUCGAACGAACAUCAACACGAGCAAAAGUAGUAGAUAAGUUGAUGAGAUAUUACUUUUACGUGUGCAUCAUUGGUUUUAUUCUGGUGACAAUUCAGUUUGCCAUUCAGAUAAUUAUUAAUAUAAAUGAUAUUCACAUAAUUGUUCAAAUCCUCCCUAACAUGGUGCUGUUUCCGUACAAUUGCUCUAAAGCUAUUUUAUUCUUCAUCAAACGCAAGAAGAUUCUCGAGUUGUUGGAUAAAAUUAGAAUCUUUUAUCCUGAAUCUGAAGUUGAUCAGCAAAAGUGUAAACUGAGCAGUCAUUUUAAAUGGUCUCAAAUGCUCAAUAGAAUCUACAUUCUUAGCUAUUUCGGAAUACUUUCAGUGGCUGGAAGUGAUAUUUUAUAUCAAUUUAUUUUCAACAAUGUCAGGAAGCUAGCAACUGAAAUUUGGUAUCCUUUUGAACCUCUUGUCAAUAAUCUAAAUUUUAUGUACGCAAUGAUGUGGGGUGUCUGGUCCAUAUACAAUGCAGUUUUCAUUACAAUCGCUAUAGAUUUAUUCUUGUGUGCUAAGUUUCUAAUUCUCUCAAUACAAUUCAGUACAGUUGGUAACAAUAUUAAAGAAGCAAUUAAUGCGAAGGAAUUAACAAAACUUCGUGAACUUUUUGUUCGACAUCAAAAGCUAAUUGAAAUUAACGAUGACAUUAAGGCAUCAUUUGACUUUAUUUUCUUCUACACGUUCAUUCAAGGAGCUAUCUCAAUAUCUGCUUCUGGAUUUCAACUAUUAACAGCACCAACUGUUGAAAAUUUACUUUAUUCAGUAUCCUAUGCAGCUUGUUCUUUUAUUCUAGUCUUUUUGUACUGUUAUUUUGGUGAGAAAUUGAUAACCGAAAGUGAAGGUGUAGCAACAACUAUUUAUGAUUCAAACUGGUAUGAUAUUGAUGACAUUGGAGUGAAGAAAUCGAUUUUGCUUGCAAUUCUAAGAUCUCAAAAAGCUUGCACGCUCUCAGGAUAUGGAUUUGUUUCAUUGUCUAUUGAGACAUUUUCUAAUAUUUAUAUCGCUAUAACAUUCUUAGCUGUUUCAAUCGUAAUCGUUGGAAUUUUAUUUAAUUUCUUUUGCUUUAAAAUCAGAAAGUUAGAAUCUGAAAUCUGGUUUCCAUUUAAUCCUUUGGUCAGUGAUUUUAAUUUUUUGAGUGCCAUUGGUUGGAGUACUUGGGCUUUAUAUAAUUCGAUGCUUACUUCAUGUGCUAUUGAUGCUUUCUUGUAUGGCAUAUUUCUUAUUCUUUCUAUAGAAUUCAGAAUUAUAGGUCAAAACAUUAAAAAUGCAAUUAAUGCAAAAGAAUUAGAAAUUAUUCGUGAGAUUUUGGUCCGUCAUCAAGAACUAAUCGAAAUUGAUGAAGAAAUUAAGAACACAUUUUCGCCAAUUUUCUUCUAUGCAUUCUUUCUAGGAAGCAUUGCUAUAGCUUCUUCAAUUUUUCUUAUCUCAACAGCAACAAGUACUACAAAUUUACUGGCCUUAUUAUUUCAUACUUUUACUACAUUCAGUCUUGUUUUUAUGUAUUGUACAUUUGAAGAAAAGCUAAUUACUGAAAGUGAAGGUAUUGCAGCUAAAAUUUAUGAGUCCAAUUGGCAUGAGAUUGAAGACAUUGGAGCCAAGAAAUCAAUUCAGCUGGUUCUUAUGAGAUCUCAAAAAGCCUGCACGCUUGCAGGAUAUGGAUUCGUUACAUUGUCGAUUGAUACAUUCGCGCUUGUAAUCGAUCAGCAAAGCAGUGGUUUAGAUUCUGAAUACAAAUGGUUCAACAUUUUCACAAAAUUUUUCGUUUUUUUGUACUGCCUAAUAGUUUUUACGCCAACUAUUGAAGUUUUCUUCAAUUUAAUGUAUUAUAAUGUCAGGACAUUACCAGAUGAAAUCUGGUUUCCAUUCGAUCCGAUUGCCAAUAGUUUAACUUUUAUGAUCGUUGUUGUUUUGGGUAUUUGGGCAAUUUAUAAUUCAGUUUUCAUUGUAUGUGCUGUUGAUCUCUUCUUGUGUGCAAUGUUUAUAGUUCUUGCAAUAGAAUUCAAAAUUAUUGGACAAAAUAUCAAAAACGCAAUCAAUGAAAAAUCAUUUGUAAAUCUUCGUAACAUUUUGAUCAGACAUCAGGAGCUAAUUGAUAUUGCUGCAGAAAUUAAGAGUAUAUUUUCUUUCAUUUUCUUCUACACAUUUAUUCAAGGAGCUAUAACAAUAAGUUCUUCAACAUUUCAACUCAUUGCAACAUCAAGCACGACAAAUUUUCUUUAUUCGUCAUUUUAUGCCACUUCUGCAUUUGUGGUUGUUUUUAUGUAUUGUUAUUUUGGUGAAAAAUUAAUAACUCAAAGUGAAAGCAUAGCAUUAAGCAUUUAUGACUCAAACUGGUAUGAAAUUGAUGACAUCGAAAUGAAGAAAUUGUUACUGUUGAUAAUUGUAAGAUCUCAAAAAGGCUGUACACUCUCAGGAUAUGGAUUUGUUACAUUAUCUAUCGAUACGUAUUCACUUGCACACAUUCCCGUUUUCACAGAACUGAGAAUCAAAAAACUUUGUGAUUUUGUGAUGACCACGACUAGAGAAGAAAUUGCUCCAAGAGGAAAAAUAAAGAUCGAAAAUUUCUUUGAAUUUCCACUCAAGUGUUUCAAGUUUGUUGGAUUGAUUUUGAUUCCAUCGACAAAUAUUUCAGCGCGAGUGCAACUAAGAGAGAAGAUUUUGAAAAGAUUUUACUUUUUUUUAAUCAUCAAUGUUUGGCUAUUUAUCGUUGCAUUAGCAAGUCGUGUUAUUGUGAGCAUAAAUGAUAUUCCUGUUGUUAUUCGAGUGCUGCCAAAUUUGACAAACAUUCCGUACAACAGUUCUAAGAGCCUCCUUCUUUUUAUGAAACGCAAAACUGUUCUCAAAAUACUUAGUGACUUGAGAGAAAAUUUUGCAGUGUCAAAAUUCACCCAAGAAAAGUUCUUUUACCAACAGAAACUUAAAGAAUUCAACCGGAAUUAUAAAAUCUUUGGAGUAUUCUACUUCUUUCUCGUCUCGUCCGUCUCAGUUGACUCUGGAUAUCAUCUAAUUGUGAAUGGAUAUAGAAAGCAAUUAGUAGAAAUUUGGUUUCCAUUCAACGAUACCGGCAACAACUUUUUCUUUAUAACAACAUCUUUAUGGAUAGUGUGGAUUGCUUCAAGUCUAUGCCUUAUCUUAGCAUCAGCCGACUUCUUCACUUUUGGAUUAGUUCUCGUCUUAUCUCUUGAAUUUGACGUGCUUAGUGAUGACAUAAAAUCAGCCAUUGCACAAGAAAAUAAAUUAAAGUUGCGUGAAAUGUUUGUCCGGCAUCAAAAGUUGAUGGAUAUUUACACACAGCUGGAUUUAUUAUUUCGAUUUUACUUCUUUUAUACUUUCUUUCAAGGCGCAGUAGCUGUUAGUACAAGUGGAUUUCAGUUAUUAAUAUCCAGUGACAUCGCAGAACUAACAUAUUGUGCAGCCUAUUCAGGUGGUUCAAUCAGUCAAAUUUUUCUAUAUUGCUAUUAUGGUGAAAAAUUGAUGAAGUCUAGCAUUGGUGUCAGUGAGAGUAUUGCAGACUCAAAUUGGUAUGCCUUGAAGGAUAACAAGUUGAAAAUGGAUCUCAAGUUUAUGAUGCUUCGUGCACAAAAGCCAUGUGCAUUGUCUGCUUACACAAUUGUUACAUUGUCCAAGGAAACAUUUUCAGCUUUUUGGAAGCAAAGUAAGAAAGAAGGAAAAAUCUUGACAAUCGAAAUGGAAGUACCAGAAGUCAGUCCUUACAAAGCAAUAAAAUUGGAAGAUUUUUUCGAAUUUCAAUUAAAAAUCUUCAAGCUAAUUGGACUGAACAUCAUUCCAAUAGAAAUUACAUCAUUGCGAACUAAAAUCAUUGAAAAGUUGAUGAAGUAUUACUUCUUUGCAUGUAUUAUCGGUAUCUGGCUUACAAUCAUUCAAUUUGGGAUUCGUCUGAUCAUUGACAUAAAUAAUCUGGAUGUGGUUGUAAGGAUUCUACCAAAUAUUACUAUAUUUCCGUACAAUUGUUCUAAAGGCAUAUUGUUUUUCACGAAAAGAAAGAAUAUUCUUGACAUAUUGGAAAAAUUAAGGAACUCAUUUCCUACAACUAGAGUUGAGCAGCAAAAGUGUAACUUACAAGGUCGUUUAAAAUGGUUUCUCAUCGUUUAUAAGGUCUACAUCGUUUUCUAUUUGGCGACUAUUUCAUCUGCAACAAUAGGAAUGCUCUAUCAGCUUAUAUUUAACAAUAUCAGGAAGCCAGCUGUUGAAAUUUGGUUCCCAUUUGACGACACAGCCAAUGAUCGUAACUUGAUUUUAUCAUUGCUUUGGUUAAUUUGGACUGUGCCUAAUGCUGCUGUCAAUGUGAUAUCUGCUGAUUUUUACUUAUUUGCGAUUGUUUUGAUUCUUUCAACAGAAUUUAAUAUUUUUGCUGAAGAUAUUAGGAAAGCAAUCAAUAAAGGACAAACUUCAAACUUGCGUGAGCUUCUUGUUCAUCAUCAGCUGCUAAUUGAAAUCAGUGAGAACAUAAAGACAUUGUUCACCUUCAUUUUCUUCUACACAUUCAUUCAAGGAGCUGUCUCAAUCAGUUCUUGUGGAUUUCAGCUAUUGACUGCACCAAGUCUUGCAGAUUUACUCUAUUCUAUAUCUUACACAGCUUGUUCUCUCAGUCAAGUAUUUUUGUAUUGUUUUUAUGGCGAAAAAUUGAAUACAGCAAGUCAAGAUGUUGGAAAAAGAAUCCUCGACUCAAAAUGGUAUGAGCUUAAGAAUAUUAGAAUGAAGAAAUCAAUGUUGUUUAUAAUCAUGAGAUCACAAAAGCCUUGCAUGCUGUCAGGAUUUGGAUUUGUUUCGUUAUCUAUUGAAGCAUUUUCAUCUUUAGUUGCAAAGAUUCUGCCGAACAUUACUGUAUUUCCGUACAAUUCUUCUAAAACAACAUUGUUCUUCACAAAACGAAAGGAGAUUCUUGAUAUAUUGGACAAAUUAAAGAUUUCAUUUCCUUCAACUCAGGUUGAGCAACAAAAAUAAUUCAUCAUUCUUGCACAAGACUUUAAGAAAGCUAUCAAUGAAGAACAAGUUGAGGAUAUUCGUAAACUUGUUGUCCGACAUCAAGAGCUUAUUGAAAUCUUUGAAAUCAUAACAUCAAUAUUUACAUUUACAUUUGCUUUCAUUCAAGGAGCUAUCGCAAUAAGCUCUUGCGGAUUUCAGCUAUUAGCCUCAUCGAGUGAUGCUGACUUUAUAUUUUCAAUAUUCUAUACAGCUUUAUCGCUCCUUCAAGUAUAUUUGUACUGUUAUUUUGGUGAAAAAUUGAUUACAGCAAGUCAAAAAAUUGGUCAAAGUAUUCUUGAUUCCAACUGGUAUGAACUUAAAGAUGUUGUUGUAAAGAAAUCACUUAUGAUUAUAAUCAUAAGAUCACAAAAGCCGUGUAUGUUGUCAGGAUUCGGAACUAUUUCUUUAUCAAUCGAAACAUUUUCUAAUGUUCUUAGUUCAGCAUAUUCGUACUUUUCUAUUAUGAAAACUUUGUACUUUAAAUAA
Messenger RNA from Chironomus riparius, 6675 nucleotides. Lineage: Eukaryota; Metazoa; Arthropoda; Insecta; Diptera; Chironomidae. The record is from the annotation of a GenBank genome assembly.